CUCCUUCAUACCUCUUCACUCAAAACUCAAACCCUAAACACAAAUCCUAAAUAAACCCUUUCUCUCUUCUCAAAUAAUCACUUUUUUUCUUCCAAUUUCAAUUCUCAAACCAAACAAUGCCUGCUUUUCCAGAAGAACCCCUUCUCGCCCCUAACCCAGACCGUUUCUGCAUGUUCCCAAUCCAAUACCCUAAAAUCUGGGAAAUGUACAAAAAAGCCGAAGCCUCAUUCUGGACCGCCGAAGAAGUCGAUCUCUCCCAAGAUAAUCAGCACUGGAUCUCCCUCACCGACGGCGAACGCCACUUCGUUUCGCAUGUCCUCGCCUUCUUUGCCGCUUCCGACGGCAUCGUCUUGGAGAAUCUUGCCGGAAGAUUCAUGAAAGAAGUCCAAGUCUCUGAAGCGCGUGCCUUCUACGGAUUCCAGAUCGCAAUUGAGAAUAUCCAUUCCGAGAUGUAUUCUCUUCUCCUGGAGGCCUAUAUCAAAGAUUCCGCUGAGAAGAACCGUUUGUUUCAUGCUAUCGAGACGAUUCCUUGUAUUACCAAGAAAGCUGAAUGGGCGAUGAAGUGGAUCGAUUCGUCUGAUACUUUCGCUGAGAGAAUCGUUGCUUUCGCUUGCGUUGAAGGUAUAUUUUUCUCCGGUAGUUUCUGUGCGAUUUUCUGGCUUAAAAAACGCGGUUUAAUGCCUGGAUUAACUUUUUCAAACGAGCUUAUUUCACGCGAUGAAGGUCUCCAUUGCGAUUUCGCUUGUUUGCUUUACUCGCUAUUAAAAAAGAAACUUCCAGAAGAGCGCGUGCAGAUGAUUGUUCGCGAUGCGGUUGAGAUCGAGAGGGAGUUUGUGUGCGACGCGCUUCCUUGCGCGUUGGUUGGGAUGAACGGUGAUUUGAUGAGUACGUAUAUUGAGUAUGUUGCUGAUAGGUUGUUGGGGGAGCUUGGGUGUGGGAAGAUUUAUAAUGUGACGAAUCCGUUUGAUUGGAUGGAUCUGAUUUCGCUUCAGGGGAAAACCAACUUUUUUGAGAAGCGCGUUGGGGAGUAUCAGAAGGCUUCUGUGAUGAAUAGUUUGACUGCGAAUGGGACUGAUCAUGUUUUUAAACUUGAUGAGGAUUUUUAGAUCUGGAAAUUAGGGUUAUCUACUAAUAUUUAUAUUUAGUUUUUAAUAAUUGUUCUUGUUUCUCUCACCAUUUUAUGGUUGGGUUUUAAGCGAUUUCUUAUAUUUAUGAUAUUGUUUCAAUUUCAAUGUAAAAAAGCAGUUUACAAAUUUAAUGAAUGUACUAUUUCUUUCAUAAUUCUACUUGAUUGCAAUUUUUUCCUUAUUGACUAAAAUGCCCCUUAUUGUUGUUUAUCGAUUAAUUUUGAUAAAGUUAAAUUUGGGAAUUUAAAUAAGCGAAAUAAGUGCUUAAAACUUAAGUUAUGCACGAGCUUAAAAACGUUUGACACAGAUAAGAUUCGUUUGGGCCACUUUUGCGGUGAGUAGAGUAUUGUUUUGUGGAUCUUUAAUGGCUUCUGGAAUGCAGAGCAGUGGAAUGUUGUCCAGAGAACAACUUUUUCAUCUUUUCGAGCGUUUUAUUAUCCUUACUGCCCAGCCUGGUAUC
Vicia villosa (hairy vetch) is the source of this 1587-nucleotide messenger RNA. RefSeq names its product ribonucleoside-diphosphate reductase small chain. Gene Ontology annotation, molecular function: oxidoreductase activity. The record is from RefSeq and is a predicted model, not a curated record. Gene Ontology annotation, biological process: deoxyribonucleotide biosynthetic process. The transcript has a single exon. NCBI's taxonomy places the organism in Eukaryota, Viridiplantae, Streptophyta, Magnoliopsida, Fabales, Fabaceae. The coding region runs from base 117 to 1106 and encodes 329 amino acids.